This is a messenger RNA of Pieris macdunnoughi, 384 nucleotides long. NCBI's taxonomy places the organism in Eukaryota, Metazoa, Arthropoda, Insecta, Lepidoptera, Pieridae. The record is from the annotation of a GenBank genome assembly.
AUGUCCAGAGCAGUUUGCAGGAAGUCUGAUGCGGGUUCUACCGAUCCCCAAUACUCGGGUACUCGGGGAAUAUUGAUUAUCCGUACUAUUAAUAGGCCGUGUCCCUCGCGUUCAGCUCAUUGCCUUUCCGGCCGUUUCGCUAAUUGCCUCGCUUUGGGAUCGCCGACGCCGCGUCACGCGUCGGCGUCGUUGAAAGCUCACGAGAAUAGAUAUUUGUGUCGCUACGCGUCAUUCGCGAAUGGCGCUUUGACCUCGCGUAUUUACCGGGAGCGUUUACCCGUGUAUGCGCUUGCGACAGUGCCGCGUGCGCAACGUGACGAACGAUUUAUUGCUCGCAAUAUACGCAGCAUCAUUUACGUGAAUAAAUAUGUAUGUGUUCGUUAG